Messenger RNA from Penaeus monodon (black tiger shrimp), 1898 nucleotides. Its product is annotated as synaptogenesis protein syg-2-like. NCBI's taxonomy places the organism in Eukaryota, Metazoa, Arthropoda, Malacostraca, Decapoda, Penaeidae. The coding region runs from base 1 to 1824 and encodes 607 amino acids. The transcript has 10 exons. The record is from RefSeq and is a predicted model, not a curated record.
AUGGUGAGUGUGUCAGAGGGCGUGAAGGUGUGUGUCAGAAGUGGUUGGGUAUACCAGUAUGUCAGGCUGUGUAGCGAGGUAUCAUUCUUUGUCAAAAAAAUGCACCAUGACUAUGACAGAUCAAUAAAAGGUCACUGUUUUACCUCGCACUCGAACACCGCCCCGUCCUCGGCCGCUGAAACCUCGAUUUCCAGAGAGUUGACGACGCCGCCUCCGUCCUCGGUCGUGGAGGUGUCGUCCAGCACGCGACCCCCCUUCGCCACACCAGCCAGGGGGACGGCUUGCCCCCCCACGCCCUGCAGAAUCCUCGGCUGGAGCAGCGGUGCCACGGUGGAGACGGUGUCCGGGGUGCCAGUGCCGCUGGAGUGCCUCGCCAACGAAGCCCGACCUCCGGCUGUGCUCACCUGGUCACGUGACGGCUCGGCCAUCACUAAUGGCAAUGUGGAAGAGCGCGUGGAGGAAUCCAGCCUAGUGGAGCGGCGGUGGGACGCGAGGAGCCGCCUGCACCUCACGCCCACGCCGGCGGAUGAUGGGCGGAGGUUCUUCUGCCAGGCCGCCCACGCUGCUCUGGAGGCGCCCCUGCUCGCCUUCGUUACCCUCUCGGUCUUGUACCCCCCAGGGAAACCGACCAUCAGCGGCUACAGUCCGGGGGCGGCGCUGAGGGAGGGUGAGACCCUAAUCCUCACCUGCAGGGCGUCGGGGGGCAAGCCGUCCCCCUGGCUGGUGUGGCGAAGGGGGAGUCGCGUGCUGGACGACACCUCCACGACCGAGGACGGAGGCGGCGUCGUCAACUCUCUGGAAAUCGAGGUUUCAGCGGCCGAGGACGGGGCGGUGUUCGAGUGCGAGGUGAACAGUGACCUGUUGGAGGAGCAGCUCAGGACCAACGUCACGCUCACUGUUCACUAUCCGCCCAGCGUCGUUCACAUCCGCGGCCCGAGUCAGGUGGAGGACGGAGCACCCAUAGGACUCACCUGCGAAACCGAUGAGUCCAGGCCUCCUGCUGUUAUAACGUGGCUGAUACAGGGGAGAACAUACAACUCGGAGCAGACCUUGGUGACCCGCGUGAGCACUGGCGGCUGGAUCACGACGUCUGACCUGACCAAGUACGUCAUGAGGUCAAACCAGGCGAGGGAGGUCACGGUGCAGUGCGAGGCGACCAAUCCCAGCGUCCACGGAACUGUCACGGCCACAAAAGUCAUCCUCGUCACACCCAGAUCCUUCUCCCCCCCGGCAGAGCCCGCCAGCCCCCCCGUGCUCCUCAGCGACCUGCAGCCCCCCCUCCCCGCCGGCUCCCUCCUCCCCCUCGCCUGCGCCAGCCACGGGGGUCACCCUCCCCCCACCAUCAGAAUCUACAAAGAGGCAACAGAGGUACCCACUGACCUGAUACUUGAAGGCAACGUGACCCGAGCUGAGGGUCAGGUCACGCUCACAGCGGCUGAUAACGGCGCCCUUAUCUCGUGCGAACUCGUGCGGCCCGGGAGCAGGUCGCCACUUAUCACGACGGGAAAGCUGUCUGUGCAGUGUAAUGUAUCGUGUUUUCAUGUUCUCUUUCUCUCUUUUUUGCAGUGUAAUGCGCUGUGCUUUGUCUCUCUUUGCCAGUGUAAUGUGUUGUGUUUUCUCUCUCUUUGCCAGUGUAAUUUGUUACGUUUUGUUACACUUUGCCAGUGUAAUGUGCUGUGUUUUGUUUCUCAUUGCCAGUGUAAUGUGCUGUGUUUUGUUUCUUUGCUGUGUAUUUUACUGCGUUUUGAUGUCCUCUCUUUGCAGUGUAAUGUGUUUUGCUGUUUCUGUCUUUGCAGUGUUAAUAUGCUUUGUCUCUCUUUGUAGCGUAAUAUCAUGUGUUUUCCGUUCUCACGUUUUUUCCUCCCUUUCUUUAUGGUGUAAUUUACUACGUUUUUUUC